Meira miltonrushii is the source of this 1677-nucleotide messenger RNA. RefSeq names its product P60-like protein. Gene Ontology annotation, cellular component: nucleolus. The transcript has a single exon. Bases 223 to 1575 code for a protein of 450 amino acids. Gene Ontology annotation, biological process: ribosomal large subunit assembly; rRNA processing. Gene Ontology annotation, molecular function: 5S rRNA binding. The record is from RefSeq and is a predicted model, not a curated record. NCBI's taxonomy places the organism in Eukaryota, Fungi, Basidiomycota, Exobasidiomycetes, Exobasidiales, Brachybasidiaceae.
CGAGAGAGAAUGCCUGGCAGGUGAAACAGACUGUCGGCUGAGACAGUGUUGCACAGCCUAAGAACACACCCAGAACAGCGAUUAGAUCGCUUGCACGUGUUUAAGAAUUUUUGGAAAAAUGUUCAAAGCCAAAAGAUGCGUUAAUGUUCUGAUCAUAGUCAGGAAUUCAUCUUCUUUGCCAUAGACAUACACUUGUGCUACAAAUAAGUAAUCGUAGCCAAAAUGCCAAAAGCAAAGCAGCCUUCACGUAAGACAAAGUCAACAUGGCGAAAGAAUAUCGAUAUAACGGGCGUGGAAGCUUCUCUUGAGAAUCAAAGAGCGGCUGAAAGGCUGGGAUUGGCACCUAUCACUUCAAACACUCAUGCAUCUUCACUCUUCGUUGAAGAUCGGGUAGGUGAUGAUUCCCUCAAAAAGAAAGCAGGAAAGAAGCCUUUGAAGAGUUUGGCAAUCUUACGAGAAAAAGAUGAAGGAUCAGCACCUGUAAUCGGAAGGGCAAGAAGAGGAGUAAUGGAUGCAUUGACGAAGCCAAAGGGCGGGAAACAGAGUUCACAAAGUGGAUUGACGCCUGAGCAACGAGCACUGAAGAGCGGAAUGAGUAGAAAAGAUCUGGAGAAGCUACGAAGAACUGCUGGUAGGAAUGUGAAAGGUGCAUUCGGUGUGAUUGUAGACGAAGACGAUGAAGAGGGAGUCAGACAACGAGGACCGACUGCGUUAGUUGGAGAGGAGAAUUACGAUGUCUGGUCUUCCGCUCCAGAAGCUCAGAGCUCAGCAUCCACUUUAGAAGAGGCAAAGAAGCGUAACAAACCGAGCAAAGCACCCGGGACACUGUUGGAAGUCAGGACGAAAGAUGUUGCUCUUCCUCUUCCCAAUCAAGGUCAGUCGUACAACCCUGCAGCAGAGGCCCAUGAAGCGCUCUUGAGUAAGGCAUUACAGAAAGCUCAAGCUGAAGAAGAAGCCAAAAGACAAGAGCUUGAAUACAAGCAAAAGUGGGACGAAGCAGCAAAAGCACAAGCGUUAACAGCCAAAGAUGGUGUUGAACGAUUGAUUGGUAUGCAAGUCAAUGCUGCUGAAGAUGAAGAAGAGAGUUCGGAUGAAGAAGAUGACGAUGAGACAGCUCCAACAAAGAAGCUUGCUAAACGUAAAACCAAACAACAACGUGCAAAGGCCAAGAAGCUCAAAGAAGAAAUCCGUGCUCGCGAACAGGUGAAAGCAUCAAAACGAACACGAGUUCAACUACAACAAUUGCGUGCAUUACGUCAAGAGUUACUCAAAGUGGAUGAAGAGCAUCAGAUGAACAUUGCCAAACGCAAGGAGGCCCGCCAACGAAGAGCAGAUGAAAAAGUUGGAAUGUUCAAGUUGCAAAAACCCGAAGAAGAAGUUCAAUUAGGCGAAGAUUUAGCAGAAAGUUUGAGAGGUUUGAAACCCGAAGGUAAUCUGCUAAGAGACCGUAUUCAUGCAUUCCAAAAACGUGGUUUGAUCGAACCAAAGAAGCAAAAUGUGAUGAAGAACAAUCUCAAAGGUCUCAAUCGCAGACAAAAAGAGUACGAACUUCAUUCUUACAAACGUUUCAAGUAGUUUCAUCACGAUUUCUUAUGAUCGUUUUUUCUCACAUUUGUAUUCUAUACAUUCUCAUCCUGUGCAAUUCCAAUUCUUUUCAUGCAUGCUUUAAAUAAAUAG